Messenger RNA from Pelobates cultripes (western spadefoot toad), 7416 nucleotides. NCBI's taxonomy places the organism in Eukaryota, Metazoa, Chordata, Amphibia, Anura, Pelobatidae. The record is from the annotation of a GenBank genome assembly.
CCCCGCCCCCUUGCCGAUGCGCUCCUGUCACGUGUCAGGGUAACUAUAAAAGGCAGUGUACGGGGCUUCUUCCGCUCAGUCUGACCUUUCUCAGUGUCAUAUAGCUGCUGUUUGUUAUCGCUGUUCGACCAUCCAACAUGUCCGCCUCACUAACUCGGCUGUUCCGGAUUCCAAGCCUGGCUCAGGUCACAGCUCGGAGGGGGAUUGCUUCCAAGCCAGCUCGCAGCCCAAUGAGCUCCACGGUGAGUGACCGGGAGGAGGCUGUGCAUGUAGACAUUAGGAGGCCAUGCUGGUAACCCCACAUUGUGAGAGGUGGAGCAGGGUUAUUAUAUAAUAUAUAUUACCUACCGGCUGGUAUAGGGUUAUACAUCAUCAAAAAUACACUCACUAUAUUUCUAUGCAGUUUAUAUUUUCCAGUAUAUGCUUUUAUCAUCCACUGCCAUAGCUGGCACUUCAACCUGCAAUGUUAUUAGUCCAGAUAAGCUCUUUAGGCCCUUCUGAGUUGUGAAAAAUCUAUUGUCUACAGGGCAACUGCAAUGACAAAAUCACCAUAUAGGGUGUAACUCUUAAAUCUAUGCAGUGUUUUUGUUACAAAAGUUUACUUUAGUUUUUUUUUUUUUAUAUAAAGAUCAUAAUUUUGACUGUUAACCUGUGUGCCAUUUAUGUAAAUGUUAAAACAAUAUAGUUAUGUCUUAUCCUGCUCCUAAAUAUUUGAAUAGUGUAGCCCUUUUUUUAUCUAUUUUUGUUUGGGAAACUGGAAAAAAUGUCUCUUAGUAGUCAGAUUGUAGACUGACUUCAGUACACUUAUUUAUAGUGUUGGGAAAAACAAAUGGAUCUCCUUUGCCAAGCGUUAACUUAAAGGACCACUCUAGGCACCCAGACCACUUCAGCUUAAUGAAGUGGUCUGGGUGCCAGGUCCUUCUAGGGUUAACCCAUUUUUUCAUAAUUAUAGCAGUUUCAGAGAAACUGCUAUAAUUAUAAAUGGGUUAAGCCUUCCCCCUAAUCCUCUAGUGGCUGUCUCAUUGACAGCCACUAGAGGCGCUUGCGUGCUUCUCACUGUGAAAAUCACAGUGAGAGCACGCAAGCGUCCAUAGGAAAGCAUUAUGAAUGCUUUCCUAUGCGACGGGCUGAAUGCGCGCGCAGCUCUUGCCGCGCGUGCGCAUUCAGCUCAGGAGGAGGAGAGCUCUCCGCCCAGCGCUGGGAAAAGGUAACUUUUUAACCCUUUCCCCCUUCCAGAGCCGGGCGGGAGUGGGUCCCUGAGGGUGGGGGCACCCUCAGGGCACUAUAGUGCCAGGAAAACGAGUUUUCCUGGCACUAUAGUGGUCCUUUAAAAUGACAGUAUAGGUUCAGACCACUUCGUCUCACUGAAGUGGUCUGGGUGCAAUGUCUGUUCCCUUUAAAGGGACACUCCAGGUACCCAGACCACUCAUGCCCAUUGGAGUGGUCUUAACCCUGCAAGUGUAAUUUUUGCAAAUUUUAUAAACUGCAAUAAUUAUCUUGCAGGGUUAAAUCCUCCUUUAGUGGCUGUCUAUCAGACAGCCACUAGAGAUACUUCCGUGUUCUUAGAACACGAAAAGUGUUUUAAGCAACACUGGACAUCCUCAUGCUAUGUGAGGACCUUCAGCAUCGCCAAAAUCACCAUAGGAAAACAUUGAAUAAUACUUUCCUGUGGGGAGGUCUAAUGCAUGGCCAUUGCCGCACAUGUGCAUUAGCUCUCCCUGCUGGCUGAUGCAGGGGUGGGGGGAGUAGGUGGAGCCUGACAUUGGCGCUGGACUUUAACCCCUUCAGCAACUUAGGAUGGGGGUUGGCAGGUAGAGGGGCACUGCAGGGUCCUGCAGUGCCAGGAAAACAAAUGUUUUCUUGGCACUAGAGUCUCUUUAACACUGCAAUGUUAACUAUUGCAGUUUCAGUGAAACUACCGUAAUUGGAUUGCAGGGUUAAGGCUGCCUCUAUUGGCUGUCAAUCUGACUGCUUCUAGAGACACUCACUGCUUGCUAUAGGAUUUUUGGUUAGCUAAUGCUGGACAUCCUCAAGCUCUGCGUGAGGGCAUCAGUAAAAUCCCUAUAGGAUAACAGCAGUGUUUUCCUAUGGGAAGGGCCUAAUGCGCUGCUGCACAUGCGCAUUAGCCCCUUAUCUAGUGACUUCAAAGGAGGUGGUGCAAUGACCCAGCCCCUGGAAUCAGGUGAGUACAGUAAGGGUUUAACUUUAACAGUGGGGUGCAGGGCUGUGAGAGGGGAAGGGGGCUGGUGGCAGAGGCAGCUGUAGUACUAGGGAUACAACUUUGUAUUCCUAGCACUAUAUAUCCAUUUAACUAUACACCAGUGGUAAGUGUCCAGCCCAACUCUGCCUGCCAGGAGAUUGGUACUGAUGGUCUCCUGGUCAGUUUGAUGCCUCUCAUAUAGAAGCAUUGGGUUGCAUGGGCAACAAUUGCCACCCUGCCCCUGGAAUGCUUGUUGUAAAGAAGCAUUGAAUGAGAUGUGAGGUGUGUAAAAAGUGAUGCCUUAGGAGCACCAUCUUGGCUGUCUGACAGCUUGGUGGGAGCAAACUUGUCCCUUUACAACUGUCCAUUUCUCUGACUUGACAGUAGUGUUUUUUUGGUGUGACACUGGAUAACACUAGUUAGUCUGUUUUAUGGUUUAUAUGCAAUAGUUUCCUGUCAAGCAACUUUCCCACUGGCUUGAGGGAAAAUGUGGCUUUACCUUUCACACAUCCUUCGUUCUCUACAGCAACACUGGUAAUACAAAUAUUUAUACUUUAUCAAGUGCAAAUUUGAUCAAAUCUUGAUGCCACUCCUGAGUGUUGAUCUAGAUCUACCCCACCUCAGUGAGUUGCACAUGAGGUGGGCUCUGGGUGCCAGGAGAGCCAUGUUUGUUUUUUUGUCAAAUAGCUCAAAGAUGGCUUGCCAGUAAAGCAAAGGAUGGCAUUUAGAUUCCUAGUAUCAUAAUCAUUAUAAGGAGCUGUAGUGGUCAUGCUGCUUAGACUGACUUAGAACAUCCACUCAUUAUAACCAUUAUAUCACACUGCAGUGAUUAUGGUGUCAGGAAUUCCCAUGUAGCAUUCCCUGCGUGAGUCAAUUUUCUAAUGACUUGACACUGGGCUUCCUUGCAAGGAAGCCCUCAGGUCGACCUCUAAAAUCACUAAUACAAAAGCUUCUACUUUCGCUUUAAUUACAUAAAUUUCACUGUAGUUGGGUGGAAUUCAUUGGCUGGGUAUGAAUACCAUUCAAAGAAGAUAAAAUCUUUAUGCAAUGCUCACAUUGACUGUUGGAAUUUCACUGAAAUUCUUAUGCUGUCAAAAGAGAUUCUAGGACAAAGUUGAAGCUUCAUUGUCUUUGUAUUUUUCUUACACGUAACAAAGGCAAAGCUACAUUUGUCAAGUUUUAUCUUAUCCUCCCUGCAGUCACUCAUGACGGCUGUAGGGAAAGACAUUAAAGUGGCACUGACUCCCCCACAAUGGAAAAAUGAAUAUUUUGUAAAAAUAAAUCUUUAUGAAUACUUUGACUGUCACUUCACUGGAAUUAGUCAAGAGAUAAUGAGACAAAAUAACUUUCUCUGUAUAUCUCCUCUGCCUGACCUUUUUUUUUUUUUUAAGACUAAGGGCAGAGUCUGAGUCAAUCCAGACAGGCAUCAGAGAAUUGGCUGUCUAUGGAGGGUCUUGUGGAAUCCUAGACCUCACUGCUGUACUGUCCCGAAUAAUCAAAGAUUCAUUGAUCACAAAACUGAGGUCCUGCCAUGACCAUCCUGGUCUCUUGACUUGAAUCCCAUAGAAAACCUAUGGGGUGAACUAAAGGGUCUGCCCAUAUCCACUUUGACAUUUGAAAGGGUGCAAGUGAUUGUCCCACGCUUGCAUACUUUUUUUUUAAAUAUAAAUGUUUUUUUCUUUUUUCAAAAGGGAUAAACCACAAUUGCAAGCAUAAGCACUGAAGGCUGUGACAAAUUGCCAAGGGUUCCUAUAUCAGUGGAGGGCACAGUAUGUAUGGGGAAGAUGUAGCUGUCUGAAUGCACAGAUCUGCAGCCCCUUAAAGAGGUUACUUGGACUGUGGUCUCUGGGUGAUAUUGUCCUGGCAGAUCAAUGUAGGGACUGAGACACUGGCCCUCUACUUUAGUUUGGCAGCCAUCUGGCAAAUUCUGGACUUAAUAGAAGAUCUAGUGAGUAGUAAAACCCAAAUCCGAACACCAUGCAGAGAAUUUAAGUCAUCUGCCCUGGACUCUUAUCAAUUUUAAAAUCCACUUACAUCUGUGCUUGACAAAUCCCAGGUCACCAUGUCAACUAGUGUGGGUUUUUUCUGGUGGGUGGCUGAGGGAGCUGUGAUUGUCUUGGUCUGCUCCCUCAUGUGUCCUGUGAUGUCACUUCGCCCCAUCGCUAAACAAUGGAGCAGAUGAAGGUGACAGCAUCCCAAAUGGAAAGGAUCCACUUCAACUCUCCCAAUGGUAGGGAGGCUGGAUGGACUUUAAAUUAAAAUAAAUUGAGUGUGAGAAUGUGCCUUUGUGUCGAAUCAGUGUAUUUAUCACGGAGUGUCUGUUUAGGUUACUAACCCCCUCUCCUAUAACUUGGGAAAGGUGUUCUUACUCACUUCCCCAUGCCAUGCUGGUCCCACCUCCACUGGCCAAGAUCCCAUAUCUUGAUGAUCUCAGCCAAUCCAAUGCUUACUUAUUGUAAAGGUUUGGGACUCAAUACUGCAUGUGCAACCACACUGUACUCUGCCACUCAGAAUCUUGUUGUAGAUACAUUGAAUCCAUUAUCUCUAUGGGAUCAAUAAUAAUCUUCAUGCAAACAGUGGAGACUCUUAACAUAGGUGCCACCCUGGACUAGGAAGUACCUCUAGUGACUGACUAGAGUUACUAACUGCCACUAGAGGUGUUACUAGGAAGCAAUGUAAAUACUGCUGCUGCUCUGAAAAGGCAUUGUUUACAUUGAAAAGUCUGCAGGUACAAGCUAUAGACACCAGAACCACUACAUUAAGCUGUAGUGUCUCCUUUUUAAGAAUUGUAUUUUUAUCAUUGAAAAUAAAGCUUUGUUCAAAAAAAUCCUGGCUCCUAGAUUCAAAGCAAAUUUGUCAAGACCUGAUUUACUCAACGCUAUUGCAUCCAUAAUACUGGCACUAAUGUUGCAGUAGGCAGUGUUCAUAUAACCUGGAAUUUACUAUCCAUCAGAGUGCAAUGUGUUCACCUGUCACGUAAAUUUAAAAAUAAAAUGUGUGGUUACACUGAUCCAGAUAGGGGAAAGGGCAUGCAGUAGAAGAGCUUAAUAUGAAAACAUCUAUAAACACAACAUCCUCGUGCUAUGCGUGAGUAUCUAGCCUGGCAGAGAUCACGCAUAUUUAUUUCUGAAUGCUAGAAGGUAGGCUUGCAUGAAGGAAUGUUUCACUGGCUACCAACAGUUGAGUUGGCAGCCUUGCUUAGACAGCGUUUUCAUUCAGACAUUUUAUUUGAUCUCUACUACAGAGCCAACAAACUGUAAUCCCACACAUGGCUGACGUUAUGAAUUAGAUUUAACCUCUUUAUGACUUCCGAGGACAGUCAUAUAAAGGAAUUUUGCAGUAUGUGAAAACGUGGAUUUUUUUUACUUCAUAUUAAAGGAACACUCCACAUCUAAUGCAGUUUAGUUUGCUGAAGGGCUUUAUAUGUAGUCCUUAGUUGUUAAGCUCAGUAGAGCUUAACUCAAGAGGCAGCAGUUACAGAGCACCUGUCAUGCAAAGACUUCUCAGACUUUGAGCUGCAUUGGAAAGUCUGAUUGGACAGCCACAGAACAUCUGGGCUGAGUUUGGGGGAGGGGGACUUGCAAAGGUAGCAGACACAAGAUGCUUUUGCAAGCUGUUUUUGCAUAUAACCCUAAAUGAGCAGGGCAUGUUUUCACUUUGGGUUGAUCUAGAAAGUGUAUUUUAGUAGAUCACAGGUUAAAGGGACACUAGUCACCAUAACUACAGUUUAAUGUUAUGGUGAGUAUAGUAUGACCCUGCAGACACUUUCAUGUAAACACUCUUUUUUUCAGAGAAAAGGCAGUGUUUACAUUGCUGCCCAGGGACCUUCAGUGGCAGUCAGACAUAUACGAAACUUCCCAGCAGAUGCAUUGAUUCAAUGGGAAAGCACUGAAUUGUUUGAGAUGUGAACUGUAACUUCUGAUCUCAACCAAAGGAGGCAAAGUCAGCACUGUCAGACUUGUGCAGUGCUGGAAUAGAGGUGAAUUUUGCAGCUUUUAAAGGAGGGUGCCACCUAAACUUUCCUUUUUUUUUUUUUUUUUCACACUAGCAUCAAGGAUACAUGUUUGUAUUACUAAUUCUAUAGUGUUCCUUUAAAGCACAACUUUAAUGAAUCUAGGCUUAUUCAGUAGUGUGAAAUCCAAACAUAAAGCAAAAAUAAAGUUGACUUGAAUCUUGACAAUCUGGCUAUUUCUGCCUUACAUUUGUAAUAUUCUGACUUUCUAGCAUAUGACAUUUUGAUCAAUAACCAUGCUAGUGUUAAAGGACCACUCUAGGCACCCAGACCACUUCAGCUUAAUGAAGUGGUCUGGGUGCCAGGUCCUUCUAGGGUUAACCCAUUUUUUCAUAAUUAUAGUAGUUUCAGAGAAACUGCUAUAAUUAUGAAUGGGUUAAGCCUUCCCCCUAAUCCUCUAGUGGCUCUCAUUGACAGCCACUAGAGGCGCUUGCGUGCUUCUCACUGUGAAAAUCACAGUGAGAGCACGCCAGCGUCCAUAGGAAAGCAUUGUAAAUGCUUUCCUAUGAGACUGGCUGAAUGCGCGCGCAGCUCUUGCCGCGCAUGCGCAUUCAGCCGGCGGGGCGUAACGGAGGCGGAGAGGAGGAGAGCUCUCUGCCCAGCGCUGGAAAAAGGUAAGUUUUUACCCCUUUCCCCCUUCCAGAGCCGGGUGGGGGCACCCUCAGGGCACUAUAGUGCCAGGAAAACGAGUGUUUUCCUGGCACUAUAGUGGUCCUUUAAGAACUGGAUCUGAAAAGAGAAAUUCUACUGUAGACUUCAUGUUCACAAAUUACAUUAGACAGCCCUUUCCAGCAUGUGGUUAAUAAAUACUUUUGAAAUUUCCCAUUUAAAAUCCACUUAAUUGAUCUAUAAUGCAUUUGAUUUCAGUCUCACAUUUUUAGUAGAUCAAGGUAAUAUAUUUUUCCAUCUAUCUCCUCCCUCAGGAGUCCAUGAUUGGAUUUACAACAUUCGUUGUAUGCUUCCUGGCUCCAUCCGGAUGGGUUCUCUCCAACAUGGAGGCUUAUAAAAAGAGGGAUUGAAUCCAGCUCUUCAACUGCACUUGUUACAUUCCAUUCGAGAGUCAAGACACAAGGAUACUCAUGUUGCUGGUCCUGAACGCACAUUUUCUCAAUGUCUCUAAAAUUUAGUCUGUUACAUUAAAAGUUUACACUUCUAAAUAUUAAAUUGCAGUUCCAAGUUUGUGUUUUUGUUCUAAGUGUGUAAG